GCAUCUUCUACUCUGUUGCUGCUAAGACCUGCAACUGAAGAUCCACAGACCACCAUGAUCCACAGCAAAUUGCAGAUCUGCAUGCUGAUCGCUGGCUACUUCACUUACCUCCUCGUAGGAGCCUGGAUAUUUCAAGUUCUGGAGAGGGAUGCAGAGAGGAAACAGCAAGCCUCCGUGUUAAGAAUGAAGGAGGAUUUUCUGAAGAAUUUCACAUCUCUCAGUCCUGUGGAAGUAGAAAUCUUUGUGACGAAACUUAUGGAAGCUGUCCGGAUGGGAAUGGAUCUGACAGGACAAGAGCACAGCAACUGGGAUUUCAGCAAUUCUUUCUUCUUUGUGGGCUCUACGUUAUCCACAAUCGGCUACGGCAACCUCUCUCCCAAAACAGCAGGUGGCCAGCUCUUUUGCGUUGUUUUUGCUGGCUUUGGAAUCCCCUUGAACAUUGUGUUCUUGCACCACAUCGGCAAGAUUCUCUCGCUGCUUUGUGAAAGGCUUGCUAAAUGCCUGUAUACAAAGGGUGUGAAGAAGAAAACGACAAGAGUUUUGACUCUUCUGUUCUUCCUGGUGAUGGGAAUUCUAGUUUUCCUCUGUGUGCCGUCACUCAUUUUCCAAGUGAUGGAGGACUGGACCUACAGUGAAGCAAUUUAUUUUGCAUUUAUUACCCUCAGCACAAUUGGUUUUGGAGAUUAUAUAAUAGGGAGACAGCAUAACAAGAGAUAUUUUCCCUAUUACCGAAUUUUGGUCGCUAUCUGGAUUAUUUUUGGACUUGCAUGGAUAGCUUUGCUGUUUAAUUUACUGACAAAUUUACUGGAAGACUCAGAUACAAAGCCAAUAGAAGAAUUUAUUCCAGUCAAGACAGAGACAAGAAAAAAUAGGAAGUCAAAAAGAUGCCCCCCUACUCAGUUUCCUCUUGAGGAUGGUUUAUCAUUACACCCCUGUGAAGAUGGACAGGAAAAUCAGUUACAGCAGCAAGAGGAUUGUGUCUUUUUAAAAAAACUAACAUCCUUGGGACGUUGUGGUGGUUUCCUGAAAACUGACCAAGUUGAUGGUUAAAAUGUUAAAUAAUAUGUAAUUUCAAAUAAAAUUUGUAAUA
This is a messenger RNA of Eublepharis macularius, 1090 nucleotides long. Its product is annotated as potassium channel subfamily K member 16-like. The record is from RefSeq and is a predicted model, not a curated record. Gene Ontology annotation, cellular component: membrane. Gene Ontology annotation, molecular function: potassium ion leak channel activity. Bases 55 to 1050 code for a protein of 331 amino acids. Lineage: Eukaryota; Metazoa; Chordata; Lepidosauria; Squamata; Eublepharidae. Gene Ontology annotation, biological process: potassium ion transmembrane transport; stabilization of membrane potential. The transcript has 6 exons.